ACUAAUAAACGAAAAAAGAGUACCAAUCUAGAUAAUGAGGGCGAGACAUUAGGAACACAAGAAGAAACAAGUAAUAAGGAGAGGAGGAUGGAGGAAAAUGUCAAUGUGACGUCAGGAACACAAGGAACAAGUAAUGAGAAGAUGAAAGAAAAUGUCAAUGUGAUUAACAUACAAGAAAAGAGUGAUAGUCUAAACGAUGAGGGCGUAUUGUAUGAAGGCACAUUAGACGAUGAAUAUGCUGAAAUAUUACCACGCGCAAAAACAACCGACAAAAAGACUUGGCAUUAA
Molecule: messenger RNA, 288 nt
Organism: Dentiscutata erythropus
Lineage: Eukaryota; Fungi; Glomeromycota; Glomeromycetes; Diversisporales; Gigasporaceae
Source: the annotation of a GenBank genome assembly